AUGCUCGCCCAUUCGUUCCUGCCUUUCCUCUUUUGCUUCCUUGCGCAACUAGUCAGCGUAUCGUCCUCUCCGCUUGUAGUCGAACGCGCAGCUGCAACAUGUUCUGCGAAGGAUAUCGCCACUGUCAAACGUACGACUCCGGACGCCGUCUACUUCUGUCAAUGGUGGCAGCAAGAUGUACGCACUCGGUCGCCCUUCAUGGAGUUUAGCGCCACCCAGGUCGACACUCUCUGCAAAUGCAUCUCGCCAGUAGCGACAGGCCCCAAAUGCAGACGCAAGCGCAAGCGAUCAAACAUUGAGGAAAGAGCAGAAGCUCUUGCACGAACUGCAGCCUCGUGUAGCUCCGAAGUCAGCAAACAAUUCACGCAGCCUUAUCGCUUCUGUACCUUUUACACCUCCUACCCAAGGACCACAUCACCAUUCAAGCAGUAUACCGCAUCUGCUCUGACCAGUCUAUGCAAGUGUGCCAUCACGAAGCCUGCGACCACAACUAGCAAGAAGGCUACUACAACUUCGAAGAAAGUUUCCACGACCACUCAAAAGGCAACUACCACGUCAAAGAAGGUCACGACCGCCCAGAAGCCAGUCACAACCAGCAAGAAAACAACCUCGACAAGCACCAAGAAGCCAACUUCGACAAGUACCAAGAAACCAACAACAUCCAGCACAAAGAAGCCAACAACAACUAGCACAAAGAAGCCAACAACAACAACAACCAGCAUCAAGAAAGCAGCAACGACUAGUACCAAGAAACCAUCAACAACCAGUACUAAGAAAGUCACUUCGACUAGCACGAAGAAACCUACCGUCACGAGCACAAAGAAGCCUGCGACUACAUCAACCAAGGCCGUGUCAUCAACCACGAAGAAACCAACAACCACUAGUAUUCGAAAGACAACAUCGAGUACAAAGCCCGCCACCACAAGCUCGAAGAAAUAA
Aureobasidium namibiae CBS 147.97 is the source of this 939-nucleotide messenger RNA. RefSeq lists its product as uncharacterized. Bases 1 to 939 code for a protein of 312 amino acids. The record is from RefSeq and is a predicted model, not a curated record. Lineage: Eukaryota; Fungi; Ascomycota; Dothideomycetes; Dothideales; Saccotheciaceae. The transcript is spliced from 3 exons.